UACAGAUGUGUAUGGAUUCUGAAAAACACAUGAUAUAUACCUUUGGAGGCAGAAUUCUGACCUGCAAUGGCAGCGUUGAUGACAGCAGAGCCAGUGAACCGCAGUUCAGUGGAUUGUUUGCUUUUGACUGCCAGUGUCAGACAUGGAAGCUUUUGAGAGAGGAUUCCUGUAAUGCUGGACCCGAGGAUAUCCAGUCCCGAAUAGGACACUGUAUGUUGUUCCAUUCUAAAAAUCGCUGCUUAUAUGUAUUUGGUGGCCAGAGAUCGAAGACUUAUUUGAAUGACUUCUUCAGUUAUGAUGUAGACAGCGAUCAUGUGGAUAUCAUAUCAGAUGGCACUAAGAAAGAUUCAGGGAUGGUUCCAAUGACAGGUUUCACUCAAAGGGCUACCAUUGAUCCAGAACUGAAUGAAAUCCACGUCUUGUCAGGGCUCAGUAAAGACAAGGAGAAGCGGGAAGAGAAUGUAAGGAAUUCCUUCUGGAUUUAUGACAUUGUGAGGAACAGCUGGUCUUGUGUCUAUAAGAAUGACCAAGCAGCAAAAGAGAAUCCAGGUAAAAGCCUUCAGGAAGAGGAGCCCUGCCCAAGGUUUGCUCAUCAACUGGUGUAUGAUGAGUUGCACAAGGUUCAUUACUUAUUUGGAGGGAAUCCUGGAAAGUCCUGCUCUCCAAAGAUGAGAUUAGAUGAUUUCUGGUCUCUCAAGCUCUGCCGACCUUCAAAGGAAUACCUGCUCAGACACUGCAAAUACCUCAUAAGAAAGCACAGGUUUGAAGAAAAAGCUCAGACUGAUCCUCUUAGUGCACUGAAGUACCUGCAGAAUGAUUUGUAUGUAACUGUGGAUCACUCAGACCCCGAGGAGACAAAAGAGUUUCAGCUUCUUGCCUCAGCAUUAUUUAAGUCUGGCUCGGAUUUCACCACUCUUGGAUUUUCAGAUGUUGACCACACGUAUGCGCAGAGAACUCAGCUGUUUGAUACACUAGUCAACUUCUUUCCGGACAACAUGACCCCUCCUAAAGGCAACCUGGUAGACCUCAUCACGCUGUAACGGAGCAAUCACUGGACAUGUGGAAGAGGGGAAAAGCAUCCAUUUUCAGUAUUUUAAUUUUUUUACUGCAUUGAUUGACUGCUGGGAUGAAGUAAUAUAGUAACCCCUAGAUGUUUGAAAGGGGUUUUAUACUUGUAUGGUGAAUCCCUGAAGCUUUUCCCUUGGAGUAGGUUAAUAAAAUGUAACUGACGUACUUCCGACUAAA
This is a messenger RNA of Pelecanus crispus (Dalmatian pelican), 1245 nucleotides long. Lineage: Eukaryota; Metazoa; Chordata; Aves; Pelecaniformes; Pelecanidae. The record is from RefSeq and is a predicted model, not a curated record.